UUUCUUUGACCAAUGCCUGAUUUUGGUUCAUACUUCCCCAAUUCUAUUUUAUUCUUAUUUUACUCUGCAUCUGUUAUCGGUAAAUAGGUUCAACUUUUUUUUGUUGAGUAUGAGGUAUGAAGAAAGGAGAAAAGUGAGGAGAGAGAGAAGAAAGGAAAGGAGAAAGGAUGUAAAGAAGGAGGAAAUACCCCAAAUUUUGCUCAUUAAUGGAGCGGAGUACGAAAUAGCUGACCCAAUGUCUUUUACAGUCUCUUUACCACAAAUGACAUUUUGACGUUUAUCAGUCCAUCAGAAAGGCAUAAAAGCAGAGACAAGAUCAUGGAGGUUUAUUUUCCCUUAAAAGGAAUAAAUAAUGGGAACACACACAAAAAAGCUGCAAGUUGGUCUUAUUUAGAGACUAAAACAAAAAAUACACAACACCAUAGUAUAUUUCUUGUUUAUGUAACUCUACCCAGGUAGGUAUGUGGCUUGAAAAGUAGCACUGAUCCUUCCUAUAAUGGCUUUUCCAUGCAUUACCUCCUUAGAUCCUAACAAACACCCUGUGAAGUAGGUCACACGGGUAUUAUCUCAACUGAGGAAUUAAAGCUCAAUUUACCCCAAACCAUAAAAUGAAGGUUUACUACAGUGUUAUAAUGGAUAAGAGAGGGGGCUGUGGGUAUCAGCCUUAGCUUGAAUUUCCAGUUUUACUGUUAAUUAUUUAUGAGGUUUUGAGCAUGUCAUUCAACCCGUUUCCUCAUACGUAAAAUGAGAAUAAUGAGUCCUCUUGCACGUCGUCUUUUCCCUCCUCUGAAUGUUCUAUAUAUUUUGCGUGAGGUCUCUAGAAGUAGAGCUUGGCCAGACCUAACGCAAGCCUUGUCUCGAUCUUUCUCCUGGGAUUUCGGUCUCCAGCUCCAAGUUCUCCUCUCCCCCUCCAGGGCAGGGAAUACCGCUUGGUCCCUUUGUGACUUGCCAAUGUUCCAGCUGACAGCCACCCCAGCAAGCGCCCUCGCAGAUGAGUCAGUGCACAUCCAAGUGACAGGCCUGUCCCCGAUGCAGUUGGUGACCCUAACGGCGUCUCUGAAGGAUGAGAAGGGGAAUGUGUUCCAGUCCAAAGCCUUCUACAAGGCGAACGAGGUUGGUGAGCUGGACCUAAUGCAGGCUCCUGCAUGUGGAGGCGACUACGUGGGGGUCCACCCGAUGGGCCUCUUCUGGUCUCUGAAGCCCCAGAAGGGUUUCAGGAGGCUGCUUAAGAAGGAUGUGAUGAACAGCCCCUUUUGGGUCACUCUGAACCUGUAUGACUCAGUUUGUUUCCAAGAUUCCAUCAUAGGUGAGCCCAUGGCCAGCCAGGUGGUCCAGCGCUGGUUCUCAGCCCCUGGGGUACAGCGUAUUCAGAUCCGAAAAGGUCGGGUGCGAGGAGCCCUUUUCCUGCCUCCAGGGGAAGGUCCUUUCCCAGGAGUCAUGGAUUUGUUUGGGGGCGCAGGGGGUCUGAUUGAGUUUCGGGCCAGUCUUUUGGCUGCACACGGCUUUGCGGUGCUGGCCUUGGCCUACUUUGCCUACGAAGAUCUGCCCAAUUUAUUGCAGGAGAUCGACCUGGAAUAUUUUGAGGAAGCUGCUAACUUGCUACUAGCUCAUCCCAAGGUCCAAAUGCCAGGAAUCGGAGUGAUCUCUGUGAGCAAAGGUGCAGAGAUCGGACUGGCCAUGGCCUGCUUCCUGAAGCAGGUGGUAGCCACCAUCUGCAUCAAUGGGCCCAAUGCCAUCUAUGAAUUUCCGCUCAGGUACAAAGAUCUGGUUAUAACACCCAUCCCCUCGUUUAUGGAGCGCAUGCAGUAUGACAUCUCAGGGUCUAUGCGACUCCGUCACUACAGGGGAGACCCCCGGGAUGAACUGAAUCAGCAGAGCGUGCUUCCUAUUGAGAAGGCCCAGGGUCCGAUCCUCUUCGUGGUGGGAGAGAAUGAUGAAUGCUUGAAUAGCAAGGAGCAUGCUGAGCAGGCCCUGCACCAGCUCUGGAGCCACGGGAGAAACAAUGGAAGGAUGCUGGCGUACCCUGGGGCGGGCCAUCUCAUAGAGCCGCCCUAUACACCCCUGUGUUAUGCCUCCCCAAACAAGAACUCUUGUUUCCUGCUCUGGGGAGGGGACCGCAUUGCCCACGCUGCAGCCCAGGAGCACUCCUGGGGAGAGAUGCUGAAAUUCUUCAGACAACACCUUAUUCAAACCAGUAGGAAACUCUGA
This is a messenger RNA of Neomonachus schauinslandi (Hawaiian monk seal), 2208 nucleotides long. RefSeq names its product bile acid-CoA:amino acid N-acyltransferase (gene BAAT). NCBI's taxonomy places the organism in Eukaryota, Metazoa, Chordata, Mammalia, Carnivora, Phocidae. Gene Ontology annotation, biological process: acyl-CoA metabolic process; fatty acid metabolic process. The transcript has 3 exons. The record is from RefSeq and is a predicted model, not a curated record. The coding region runs from base 745 to 2208 and encodes 487 amino acids. Gene Ontology annotation, cellular component: peroxisome. Gene Ontology annotation, molecular function: fatty acyl-CoA hydrolase activity.